AUGCGCUAUUUUUGUCAAAGGACAAAAUGGAAGCGACAAGCAGCGGUUGGCAUGGAUCUGCUGAACGAAGCGUCUAAUGUUGCAGCAAUCCAGCAGCUACUUCGCACCAAUCCGUACUGGGCCAACUACAUGGCUGCCAACUCAUUGAGCCAUCCGCGACUUUUCCCCCUACAGGCAACAGCAGGCCUUCCACUUGGUAUACCGACCGGUAGCUCCGGUGCACUACCAAUUGCACCUCUUGCCCCACUGGUGGUACCACCCGCACCGAUGACACCGUCAACCACCUCCGCGUCAACCUCUAAUGCUGUUAUCGCCGGAUCUCCGGUAUCAUCGGUUGCAAGUUCCUUACCCCUAGCAGUGUUUCCAUUCCAGGUACCUAAUUCCAGCUUCACCCUCAAUCUAAUCCACAGUCCCUCAACAGCAGCAACAGCGACAGCAGCUAUUCAGAAAGAACAGUCAAAAACACCCCCAACGCCAGUUGCAACUGUUGUUACUUCUCCUAUCACCACAGCUGGUAAUACCACUGGUGACCUGAAAUCAUUAAGUAAAUGACA
Molecule: messenger RNA, 554 nt
Organism: Gongylonema pulchrum
Lineage: Eukaryota; Metazoa; Nematoda; Chromadorea; Rhabditida; Gongylonematidae
Source: the annotation of a GenBank genome assembly